AUUGUCCUCUUUUUCUUGAUUUCAGACGCCAUCUACAGGUUCCAUCAUAUUCCCCCAAUUCAAAACCCCAGACACACCAGCAAUACAAACCAGUACUACUUCUACAUCUCCGAUGGAUUAAUCAAAUUCAAGCAUCAAUCAUGAAUCAUCAUCAACAAUCAUCAUCAGAUGAUUAUCCACCAAAUUCAAUCAGUCUCAAAAAAGAAGAAGAAUUAGAUUGGUUAAGUAAAACAGGCGGUCUAUUCGAAAGAAAUUAUUCAACGAAACCAAGCCCUAGCAGAAGCAUCUCCCAUUCAAGAUCAUCAUCUGCAUCUCAGAGAUUCUUCACCAGUUUGAAAUCAAAAGCAUCAGUAAUCGGUUUACCAAAACCACAAAAUUCCUGUUUCGUUGUUGCUGCUGGUGGUGGUAGAAGGAAUUCUAAGUCUACUGUACCAACGAAAUCCAGAUUGUUUUUUCCGAAACGAUCAAGAUCAAAAUCAUCGAGUUCUGCUCCUCCGUUGAGUGAACCUUCGUCGCCGAAAGUCUCAUGUAUCGGAAGAGUUAGGUCAACUAAAGAGAGUUUCGUCGCUAAGAGUCGGAGUUUCAGGUUUCGGAAUUCAAUUAGGUCUGUUGACGAUGAAUCUAAGAAAAACAGUCCUUCUUCUUCUAAUAAGCCGCACAAAACUGGAUUCUGGUCUAGCGUGAGAUCAGUUUUCCGAAUCGGUAGUGGGAAGAAGAAGAAUCUAUCUGGUCUUGAUUCGUCUAAUAAGAUUUCCAAAUCGCCGUCGGAGGAAGUGGUGGCGGCGGGUGAAUCGAAGAGUAAAGGUCCGGCGGUGAGCGAACCACCGAGUUUAGGUGGUUUGAAACGGUUUACGUCUGGCAGGAAGUCGGGAUCAUGGGGAGGAGGACUGGAUGAUGAAUCGGGUGAGUUUGAAGGACCGGUUGGUGGUGAUCGUGGGUCGGUGUUUAGUCGACGUGGAUCAGGCCAGCCUAUGGAGAUUGAUUGUAGUGCUCGUGAUUGGGUAACCGGAGGUCCCGCCUCUGUUUAAUUUUCUUUUUUUUCUUUCGAUUUUGUUUCUAUGAUUAUUAUCAUUGCCAACACAAUUGGGAGUAUUACAUGUGAAAUUUGCUACUUCUUCUGGAUACUUAUUGUACAAACGCUGGGACACAUUGUUUGUUUAUGGGUCUAGACAGUACUUCUAGUCCAUUAUUUUGUACACCAUUGCAGAAGCAGCAUAAAAAAAAAACAGAAAUGGAAGGGAGCCAUGUGCCUUCAGCAUCUUAAGCAUUAAAUGUUGCAAACCUUACUCGGCAUCUAGUCUUGCCGGAAUCUGCCAAAUCUUUACCAUGCAUGUUUAUAUAUAUAUAUAUAUAUAUAUAUAUAUUUUUUUUUUCUAUUUGGGGUUGCUUUGGAUUGUGUAAGACUGUAAAUAUCCGUGAAUGUUAAAAUUUGUUGGAUUUAA
Messenger RNA from Papaver somniferum (opium poppy), 1442 nucleotides. RefSeq lists its product as uncharacterized. The record is from RefSeq and is a predicted model, not a curated record. NCBI's taxonomy places the organism in Eukaryota, Viridiplantae, Streptophyta, Magnoliopsida, Ranunculales, Papaveraceae. Bases 141 to 1028 code for a protein of 295 amino acids. The transcript has a single exon.